Molecule: messenger RNA, 1463 nt
Organism: Coregonus clupeaformis (lake whitefish)
Lineage: Eukaryota; Metazoa; Chordata; Actinopteri; Salmoniformes; Salmonidae
Product: nicotinamide riboside kinase 2
Exons: 8
Coding region: 204-809 (201 amino acids)
Cellular component (GO): cytoplasm
Source: RefSeq, a predicted model, not a curated record
GCUACAAAUUGAGUGCUCGCGCGUCUUUAUCAAUGAAGUAGUAAAGACAGCUGGGCUACAACACAACACAACACCAGAGAAAAUAGAAUAAUACCGAAACUUGAACUACUCCCUACCUCAUAUUAUUUGGAUUGUAUUUGUUAUUCACUGUUAGUGUCACUUCAGCUGGGACUUGGAGCAGAAAUCAGAAAAACCGACUCAAAAUGAAAUGCGUUAUAGGAAUUGGCGGUGUGACCAAUGGUGGGAAAACCACAUUGACAAAUAGGCUGAUCAAGUCACUACCUAACUGUUGUGUGGUGCAUCAAGAUGACUUUUUCAAGAAACCUGAUCAGAUAGAAGUCGGGGAGGACGGCUUUAGACAGUGGGAUGUGAUCACAGCGUUGGACAUGGAGUCCAUGGUGAACACGAUUCGAGGCUGGACUGAGAACCCAGUGAAGUUUGCCCACUCCCACGGUGUCAACGUGUCCCCUUCCACAGAGGUUGCCGACCCAGAGCAGCAGAUCCACAUUCUGAUCGUGGAGGGCUUCCUUCUGUACAACUACAAGCCCCUGAUGGACGUGUACAACAAGUGCUACUACAUCUCCAUUCCAUACGAAGAGUGCAAAAGGAGGAGAAGUACAAGACAAUACACCGUCCCUGACCCCCCUGGCCUGUUUGAAGGCCAUGUGUGGCCCAUGUACUUGAAGCACAGGAAUGAGAUGGUUGAGAGCUGUUUAGACAUUGCGUAUCUGGAUGGUUUGAAAUCAAAGGAAGAUCUCUACAGCCAGGUGUAUGAGGACAUCCAGAAUACACUGUUGAAUCGUUUAUAGCAGGAACUCAAUCUCCAAACCUGUAUAGACCUGUAAAUAGCACCAAGACUGAAGAUGUCGUUUUUUUAAAUUAAAGCAUUCUUUUUUUAAAUUGUAUUCCUUAUUCUGUUGAUAGUAUUGAAGGAAUGUUAACUUAUGUUUUACAGAAUAAUCAUUUCUGUUUGUUUUCUUAUCUAAUCUCUUGUUACUCCAUUACUUCUGUUAAUUAAACCACUGCCUAGUAUCAGAGGUAGAGGGUUUACUCUUACAAAAAUCUGCCCAUGAAAAUAUUUUUGUAUGGAGGCCACAAAAAAAAUAGGGUUUGCUAAAUCUCCAAAUAAGGCUUAUUUGAUCAAUUAGAAGUUUCAUGGUUAGUUGUUUUGAAUGCACUGAUAUGUGGACACAUGGCAUUUUGUUAGCUUUGAGAAAAACAAAUCUUUAAAUCGGAGUUGUGCCUGUACAUCUGCCCUCUCAUUGGCUAGAAUGGUCCCACCUGAACUGGCUGUGUCUUCCAUCGUUGAGGACAUGUAUUUACUUUGUUAGUCAAGUGACCACUCUAUUCUAUCUUAUGAAUAUAAUACAUGUUUGCUAGUAUGUACUUGCCUGCGUUUGGCAGGUAAAUUGUCCAUCUCAAAUUAAAUUGGGUUGUUGCUAUUCUGAGACUUUUCAAUGUUA